CAGACUUGGCAACAGCUAACUUUUGAUUAUUUUGUCUCCCUCACCUUUUUUACUGCAUGCACACCGACGCAAGCACACCAUGUGCUUUACCCACUUAAAUGCUACAAAUCACAAAACCAACACACGCUUUCAUGCCAACUGACCAUCAACAGAUUCUAUUAUAAAGAUCUUAUGUUGCGAAAAGCCAGACAGCAGCUGCAUUUCCAGUUUGCAAUGCCGUUCGUCGAGUGGUCAACCCGUUUUACACGCGCCAAUUUCAAGUUCGGUCUACAGGAGCCUUGGUCUGGUGGGCGGAACUACGAGGCGCGUCACACUGCGCGUCCAACGUCGACACGAGCGACAAACUAA
This is a messenger RNA of Protopolystoma xenopodis, 348 nucleotides long. Lineage: Eukaryota; Metazoa; Platyhelminthes; Monogenea; Polystomatidea; Polystomatidae. The record is from the annotation of a GenBank genome assembly.